Symbiodinium sp. CCMP2456 is the source of this 5418-nucleotide messenger RNA. Lineage: Eukaryota; Dinophyceae; Suessiales; Symbiodiniaceae. The record is from the annotation of a GenBank genome assembly.
AUGGCGAGCUGGAGGCAUGGAGUUGGAGUCCGUGGGGCCUUGGGCUAUCUUUGGCUUCAGGUGGCCUUUGCAGGGGAACCCAAGACCAAAGUGACCGCAGAUGACAGCAGGGCCUUGCAGAGCAGCGGCUGCUUUGAAGCUGUGACCUGCGAAGCUGGAAGCUUUCUGGAUGUUGGUGGCACUUGCCGUCGCUGCCCACCUGGAUACUUCACCCCACAAGCCAACAUGAGGCAGUGCCUGGAGUGUGAUUCGGGACGGUAUGCCGGUGAAGAGGGUGCAUCGCGGUGCAUUUCUUGUCCAGCUGGACGCCACGCCCCAAGCCCUGCCAGGACGGAGUGUAGAGACUGCCCCCCGGGCAGAUUCACCUCGCUCCCUCAAGCCAUCGAAUGCCUCGAAUGCCCCUCCGGGCGCUUCACUGCAACCACCAGCAACUGGACGGAAUGCCGCAAUUGCCUGCCGGGACGCUUCGCGAAGGGCCCUGGUCUCACCGAGUGUGAUGCUUGUCCCACGGGCCGAGCUGCCCCGGAAGAGUCCAGGAGCUGUGAGGAGUGCGAUGUUGGCCGCUUCUCCAAGAAAGAUGGGGCGUCAAUGUGCAAGUUCUGUAAGCCCGGGCACAUGCAGAAUAAGCGAGGGAAGUCUUCCUGCAAGGGCUGUGGCUCUUGGUAUUGGCCAAGGUCCUCAUUGCCGGACUACUCAAACUGCGAAACGGACUUUCAAGCCCUUGCCGGCCUGGUCCUGGUCUUCCUUAGCUCCCUUGGGCUGUUCAGCCUUUCGGGUAAAGUACUGAGGCACACAGUGCCCCUCCAAGAUGUGAAGCUCGAGGUCUCGCAGAGCAAAGGGCGCCUGAUCCUCACCACGCACGGCCACCAUCUCCUUCCAUGCACGGGCAUGUCCUGGCGCUCACCUAGUGCUUUCGCCGCAGUAGAGGAGACAGGCCGCCAGACGACCACGUCCUUCAACAUCGAUAGCUCCCGCGUGAAGCUGAAGAGAUCUCGUCAAGUCCCGAUCACAAUCUUUGGGACCGGGCAUCCUCAGCUGGAUGCAGAAUGCCAGACAGAGGGCUGGGUCUUUCCGGCAGCAGCUGCGGCAACCGCUUCUGCGAUUCUCAGCAUCGCCGAGAAGGUGAGGCCCCACUACCCUGAACCGGAAGAGUCGGAGGUCAGGGAGUCUCCAAGGUUUCUGGUGCAGGCGGUGACCAGCCAACACCUCCUACUGCUCAGCAAAGAUGGCCAUCCCGAAACCCGCGCCCUCGAAACUUCUCAGGGACAUUUGGUGGUGACUUUUCCAUCCACACUCUGGGCCGUUUGCCCUUUGGGAGUGCCACUCUUUGUCCACCUCUCCACUCUGCUGGCGCUCUUCGCUGCGCCAGCCUGCGCCUUCUUGCGCCGCUUCUUGGGGCUCUUUGCUGUGGCUGUCGGCCUGAGCCUGGUCGUCGGCGCUGGCCUGGCAGCUUUCUUUGGGCACAGGACCUUCACACCUUUGCAGCUGAAGCUGAUUCGGCACAAGCUGGAUCUGCAGCAGGCGGUGCCGACUCCUCAGGAGUGCCCUCGGGGUCCAAGCCGUGCCGUCAAGGGUGGGCAGCUCUGGUGCUUCUACGACACUUUCGAGCCAUUCAUCCGCAGUCGGACCUUGUACUACGUGGUUGCGAACAUCAUCAAGCCACUGACCAGGGAGGCUCAACUCUCCUACGCCGAGGUGGCGGGCCCGCACGAGACGGGCUGGUUUUGCUCCCACUUCUGGGGGACCUCCUUCGCGCAUUUCGUCCGCUCCAUCUGCAAGCAUGCGGAAGCCGCAUGUGGUUCGCAUGGCUGCGCCUGGCAGGACAUCACAUACUGGAUCUGCAGCUUCAGCAAUAACCAGUGGAGGAUCCAAGAAGAGCUGGGAAUCUCUUGGGAAUCCUCCUCCUUCUAUUUGGCCCUCAAAAGCCCCAGCUGCUGUGGAACGGCUAUGGUGGUCGACGACUAUGCCAUGCCAUUGACACGUGCCUGGUGCCUCUUCGAAAUCCUUCAGACCCGGCUAAAGGAGAACGAGGCCGACAACUUUCAGGGCCUUUGGCUCUGUACCUCAUCAGGAGUGCUCCAUGAAGGGAAGGCCGGCGUCGACGUGGCCAUGCGCAUCGCAGAGCGGCUGGCAACAUUGCGCUUGGAGGAUGCCACGGCCUCCGUGAAGAAGGACAAGGACAUGAUCGACGAGCUCGUUGCACAGAUGCCAGGUGGGUUCCCUGCAAUGAACCGAUUUGUUCGUCAAAAGAUUUACGAUGCCCUGCUGGCGAUGCGAUCAUCGUUUUCAGCAGAUUUUAACACCCUGCUGCAAUCCCUGCACGGGGAGACCAAUACGCUUCUACAGUCCUUGCACACGCAAGGUUCAGCAGUGCCAGCGGCUUUGCCACCUGCUCCGGUCUCAGAGGAGGCUCAUGAGACUGACGAUCCGGAGCUGCAGAUGCCCCCUGUACCCACAGCGCAGGCACAGGCAGGCGGCGAGAUCCUUGGUAGCCUAGGCAUCCUCGAGGUGCCUUUGGCCCCUUUGCUCUCUCGGCCAGAGUCGGCCCCCAGAGUGCCGGCACUACGCACCUCUGCCGCGCGAGGCGACAAUGAUUGGUACGGGAGUUCGACCAGCGGCACUCCGCGGAAGGAGGACGAGGGAGCAAAGAAUGCAAAUUGGCUGUCCCCCCUGCUUCUGAGAGUUCUGCCGAGGAUCUGCACUUCCCCAGCGGCCACAACUCACCACGUGGAGAAGACAAGCCGGACCCAGUGCCCAGGCCCAUGGGAAGAGGGAUCUUCUGUAGCGGGCUGCAGCCCAUUCUUUCCGAGGCCUGGGCCGUCCGUGCUGUUUGAGCCAGAUGGAGUAGCCGAAAACACCACGGCGAGCGACGCCGUGCCAGAAAUGGACAGGCUGCCGAUCAGGACUGCUGAGCAAGAAGCAGAGGACACUGAGGAGGCUGACCUGGAUGCGAUGAUCCCUUUCAGUGCCCGUGAGAAGGUGCAGAGGCAGAUCUCGCCUCAUCUCCAGGUGGUCGAGCAGCCGCAGGUGCCAAUUGCUCAUGGCAAGGGCAACCAGGCUGCCAGAUCGCCCGAGGGCUCGAACAGUUCGCUGGGCUUCGCCUCGCCAGAAGUACCACAGGAGGCCAGCGCUGGGAGCUUCAGCUUCGGUGAUCAAGGUCAAAACGGUCUUGGUGUCCUCGGCGAGGCCAGCCCCCUGGAGGAAAGGCCAGCCAGAGGCGAUUUUAGCACUAGCGCCUCUUCUACGAGCAAGUUGCCUGCUCAGGUGGCGCCGGCUGCUACAUCCGACCGACAAGGAGGAGGUGUGCCAGCCGCCAGAAAGACCCCGGGAAUCCUGCGCGACUUAGGCCUUGAUGAGUCCUCCGAUGAUACGCCAAAGACCGACACCAAGGAGGCAGCACAGCCGCCAUCGACCUCCCCGGCACCCUCCACCCCGGCUUCGGUGGCGUCGCCUGCUUUUUCCAAGGCCGGUCCCAAGCGCAGCAACCCGCUCGCGCGGGGCAGCGCAGGACGCGGAAACCUCCUCCAGGGCUCCGGCUCUGGAGACUUCCUGGGCGGGGGUAUGCCAGGUCUUGGUCUGCCUGGCAGAGAUGUCGGCUCUGGCGCCAUGUCGUCAUUGGCAGCCUUGCGCCCGAAGUCCAAAGCGAGGCCGAAGAUCGGCUCUCUGCCCGGUGGUCCCAUCGACUGGAGCCAGAGGGAGGUCAUGACGCUUUACGAGAGAUUCAAAGAAGCUUUUCAAGAAAGAUGUCAAGCUGCUACCAAGGAGGAGGAGCCUGCGGCCGCACUGGCGCAAGAGUUUCUUGCCGCCCAUGGCACUCAGGUCCAGAAGAUGCUCGACAAGUUUGAGCCAGACGGAAAACUUCGGGAAGGCGAGUCGGUUCCGGCCAGUGCCUACAACGACUUCUACAAGUGGACCAUGCUGCCAGUUACCCGAGCAGUGGAGCGAGGAGCAGGAGCUGUGCAGUGCACAUUCUCCGCCAACAUCCGAGACGCAGGGCUCAGCAAAGCUCUAGUGGAAGCGGCCAGGCAGGACCCGCCGGGUCCGCUUUUCGACUGCCUCAAGUCCGGUCUCCAGGAGCUGGCAUCUCGGCCCUUUGAUGUGGCAAUCUUCGACCGCUGCCGAAAAGAUUCGGCCCUUCCGGGCUGGGACGACGAGACGCUCGCUGCCGUUUGCGGCACGGCUGAGUGUCCUAGAACACUGGCGCAGGAGGUAGACGUCGACCCCAAAGGUGCUCGACGGUUACCCGCGGAUGCCAACAACGUGCUGUUGCAGGCAUUUGUGGGGCACGACAUCAAGUCUGGCAGUGAUCGCGUCUAUGUUGAAGCCACAGGUCCCUGGCACAGGGUUACGUGGCUGGAGACCAGCAUGAUGCAAGUGAUCUACGAAACGUUCUUCCGACUACGGAUGCGUGAGAGGUACGGCUCAGAGGACAGCAGUUGGUAUGCUCGGUGGUUGGCCGAAGCAUUCAUUCGCUCUGCGAGGAGCGUCCUCGCCGCCAAGGCCUCCAAAAUGAGAGGUGUAAUCAUGACAGGAAGACGGACUGGUGGGCUGGCUCUCAUGAUGCUGCAGGGGAUGUUCAUUCAGAGUACUUUCCGUGAUGCGGAAGGAAAACCGCUGUGUCUAGGAACUUCCUCCGUCACGGUGCACUACUGGCUGAAAGACGCCGGCGUGCCGCCAGAGCUAUUGCCCGUCGCAGCCGGUACCCAUGCCCACGAGCUCUCUAUGGUCUGCUCGGCUGUGCUGUCAGAUGUUGAUGAUGCAGCAGGCCUGCCGAUGUCACAGGCCGUGGGGCAUGCGCUGUACUUCCUCUGCUCAAGGCCAGGAGGCGACGUGCGCGAGGCAGGUCGCAAGGCCUUGAUGCCCAUGUUGCCGGACACGCUCGGCACAAAGAGCUUCUUCAGGACCGUGUCGCAGCUGAAGGUUCCGGAGGGCCCCCAGAAGGGUGAGCCCUUCCUGAGCGUCAUCGGCACGGCUCGACAGGACUCCGGUACCUUGGAGGGCUUCAGAGAUCUCGUCAAAGGGUUUGGCUUCGAGGGCGGACUGAUGGCCUCUGAAAUAGAGGAAGGCCAGAACUUGCUUGACGCGAGCGCACUGGGGUACGGAACCUUUGGUGCUGGUGGCUUUUUUGGAGACUCCGAGAAGGCCUGGAGCAAGGAGGGUUCCAACAUCAGUAUGGCCAUCAAGGUCCUUGUGGUCCAUGUGAACGGCCAGCGCACCUCGUUCGAUCCUGUCAAGACAGGAGAUCCCAGCAAAGGUGGCGAAGGAAAGUUCGAAGCCGACGGACUCAUGGCCGCCGAGAGGUUGGAUGCCUUAAAAGCCCGGACCAAGCUCAUGCAGGAGGCGGAGGCCAAGCUGCCCGCCGAGGAGCUUCAGAAGCUUUUUGAGGAGACUGUGACUCGCUUCCGGGCCUCGUCGUAG